GGGUGGGGCCUGCCCAUUUCUGCUUGUCACAGCUUGUCCUUUCUCUCCUCAGGAGGUGCAGUACCAUCACUCACAGCCACAGAGGGCCCAGCCCUCCUCAUGGACUCCUCAGAUGACUGUUGGAAGGCACCAGUGGGGCCAACUGCCUAGAGCACAGCAGCUCUGGGGCGGAGCCAUGGGGUGGUUGCCCAAGUGUCUCCUGUUCACAGCCCUGCUGCUCAUUAGCCUGCCCUGGGAGGUCCAGGGAAUGGCCAGUACCAACCUCAGCGUGGCUCGGGGGCCCUACCUGAGCAUUGGGGAUGGAUCCAUCAUGGAAUUCGAGUUCCCUGAGGAGAGUGAGGGCAUCAUCGUGAUCUCCUGCAGGUAUCCAGGCCCCAACACCACGGGCUCAGGCCCCACACUGCAGGUCUUCUCCCUGGAUACAGAGGUGCUGAGCGUCCAGAAUGUGAGUGCCAUGAACUGGGCUAAUGGGGGCGGCUUUGUGGUGAGCAUCCGCUCAGGCCUUCCUGGGCUAGUCCCACUGCACAUCCAGCUUCUGGACAUCCACCAGGAUCCACCAAGGCUGAUUGAGGAGCGGACAGAUUUCUUCAUCAAGGUCUCACCAGCCGAGGACCUGCCAGCUGCCCCUAGCGCCAACAUGCUGCACUUCUCUGAGAAUCCGGUCCUCUACCUGCUCCUUCCCCUCAUCUUCAUCAACAAGUGUUCCUUUGGGUGUAAAGUGGAGCUGGACGUUCUUAAGGGGCUCCUGCAGAGCCCCCAGCCUGUGUUGCUAGGUCUCCUGGGCCAGUUCCUGGUCAUGCCUUUCUACGCAUUCCUGAUGGCCAAGGCCUUUAAGCUGCCCAAAGCCCUGGCUCUGGGCCUCAUCAUCACCUGCUCAUCACCUGGCGGCGGGGGCAGCUACCUUUUCAGCCUCUUCCUUGGAGGCGAUGUCACUCUGGCCAUCUCUAUGACAUUCAUCUCUACCGUGGCGGCCACCGGUUUCCUGCCGCUGUCCUCAGCCAUUUAUAGUCGUCUGCUAAGCACCCAUGAGACACUGCACGUGCCUCUCUCUAAGAUCCUGGGCACCCUGCUUUUCAUCGCCAUCCCCAUUGCUGCUGGUACACUCAUCAGGUCCAAGUUGCCUCGGUGCUCCCAGCUGCUGCUGCAACUCAUCAAGCCCGUGAGCUUUGUGCUGCUCCUCGGAGGUCUCUUCCUCGCUUACCACAUGGGUGUCUUCAUCAUGGCAGGCGUGCGGCUGCCCAUUGUGCUGGUGGGCCUAACAGUACCCCUGGUAGGCCUCUUAGUAGGCUACUGUCUGGCCUUGUGCCUGAAGCUGCCAGGGGCCCAGCGGCGGACGGUCAGUAUCGAAGUGGGAGUGCAGAACAGCCUGCUGGCCUUGGCCAUGCUGCAGCUGUCCCUGCAGCGCCUGCAAGCUGACUAUGCCUCCCAGGCCCCCUUCAUCGUGGCUCUGAGCGGCACCUCAGAGAUGCUGGCCUGGGUCAUUGGGCACCUAAUCUACACCAGCCUCUUCCCUGUCUCCUGAGGCCUCUUGGUCAAACUUUGGCCACCUAGAGUCUCCCCGCUGCACCCAACUGUCUAACUGCACAGUUCUUGUGUACCAAAGGCCUUUAGUUCUCAUGCACUAUGCACUAGGGAGAAAUCCAGGCUUAUCUUUUUUGUUACUGGUUUUGUAUUUCUCAGCUUUCAGAGCCAAAGAGGCCAUGCUGAGUAAGGAAGUGGGCCCUACCCAGAAAACUAUUUCAAUAAAAGACACAAGCAGUCGAAGCCUCUUUGACUUGGCCUACUUCCC
This is a messenger RNA of Suncus etruscus (white-toothed pygmy shrew), 1789 nucleotides long. It is a transcript of the gene SLC10A3, whose product is annotated as solute carrier family 10 member 3. Gene Ontology annotation, cellular component: membrane. NCBI's taxonomy places the organism in Eukaryota, Metazoa, Chordata, Mammalia, Eulipotyphla, Soricidae. The record is from RefSeq and is a predicted model, not a curated record. Bases 113 to 1522 code for a protein of 469 amino acids. Gene Ontology annotation, molecular function: bile acid:sodium symporter activity. The transcript has a single exon. Gene Ontology annotation, biological process: bile acid and bile salt transport.